AUGUGGAGGAAGGCAACGGUAGCUUUCCUGCUAGCUAUCAUAGGACACUCCACAACGGCGGAAGCAUCAUGUUACUUUCCGCAGGAGUUUCAGGGCGAAUUCGUCCUGCAGAAUACCGUCACAGCAGGAAUGGGAAUCCAAUACAGCACGCUGAACAUAACAGAUAACUCCAUUCCCAUUUGGGGAAACUGCCACAGGAGGAUUGGGAACAAUUUCAUACUGAUGUUCAAUUACAGUGAAACCCUUUGCGUCAGAUGUUUACAUCUGAAAUUGCGUUCAUCCAACGUUCUUCAAAUAUUUGCAACGGACCCAGAAACAAUAUCGAAAUGCUACACAAACGAAGAAUCAGCGGAAGCAAACUGUCCUUCUGAAGAAUCUCUGGCAGCCCGAGAAACAGCGGAAAUAUUAUUAUUCAAAACAAGAGAUCACUUCGGAUCCUACAUAACGAAACAAUAUUGUCCUAUCGACGGUAACUAUCACCUCAACUACAAAGGUCUUAAGACGACCAAACGUUACAACUCUGGCUUCAAUGAAUGUUAUGGAUUUGACUCCAUGGUGAACUCAUGUCCUUCUGGUUCUACUCUGAACUUCAGGAUGAAGAACUGCACAUUUGAGAGUCACGAUAUAAAAUUCGAGUGUCUUGGCCACUGGAAGGGAAUGGAUGAUGAAGUCUUCAUGAUAUUCACUGACAGCAGACAUCUGAACAACAUGAGACCGAAAUACAGAUGUGCAGUAUACAAACAAGAUAGAAAGUCCGGGAAGAUCCUUAUGGCGCUCAGCAGAGACUCUACAUGCACUACAGACCUCUAUAAUAUCACCAGUGGGUUCGAAACAUUUGUUCUCUCGCCUAAAGCUGAAGAACCAUGGCCAGCAGAAGUUUCUUUUGGCGUCUGCAGCUUCCCUAAAUGGAUGGAUGGUAACUGGGAACACGUCAGAGUUCGGGAUGACACUAUGGUGUACAAGGACCAUUCUUCUUUCAAAACACACACUAUCAAAUGUGUAGGAGUACUUGAAGAUAGUGAUAAGUACCUAGUAUUCAGCAGAACUCAGUGCAACGAGGAAUCCUAUAAUUGCUUGAGGAUUGCCAACAGGAGCAAUAAUAUCCUAGAAUUCCAAAUUGGCACCAACACCAGUGAUAACAAAGACGUGUUCACACUUUGUGCAGAUGAAAACUUCCAGGAAGACUCAUGGAUAACCCAAGGACGUCUGGAAAUCUCCCCUGGAAUAUCCACUGGCAUGUGCCCUAUAACGGGAGAGUACACAGGGCGUAUCCCAGAUGCCACCGAUCUCUGUGCGAAGCUAUGGUCAGAUUGCAGAGCCCCAGAGCUGAUGUACUAUCAAGUAUCUCACUGUGAAACCGAGGAAAUUUACGAAGAAAGGGAAUACCAAUGUCUUGGACACUGGAGUGAGUCCAACCUUCUAUACACUUACACGCAAAGAAAGGACGUCGCAGCUGGAACCUAUGAGUGUUUUGUGGGUUCCAUCAUCAAUGACCAAGAGAUUUAUAUCAAGGAAGCUGGCGAACAUUGUCAACGGCAUGUCGAUCCUUUGAGAUAUGGGAUGAAACUCAUCAAGAAACAGCCGUUGUAUUCCUGUAUUGAAAGAAGUACAACUGCUAAGCAUGUCCCAAGGAUAACUACUCAAAGGCCGAAGCCUAGGUUUUCAACAACAUAUACUCCUAGGCGGACAACGGGAAGUCAAGAUUUUGAUACAAACGAAAUUCCACAAUCUACCAAUGAGAAUAAAAAUGCAGCAGUUGUCAUUCUACCACCCUCAUGUUGUUUAUAUCUCAUGAUAUGUUUAUUCACAAGAAUAAUUUUCAUAUUGGAUGUGUAAGAAUUAUCUUCAUAUUUAUUUAUGAAUUAUUGUCUUCAAUGAAUGACAAUAUAUUAUGAAGCUGAUCUUGCCAGAAUUACGAAUUACCUACCAAAAUCUCAGGUUUUGUGAGAAAAUACAAGGUUUACCUGAAUGUCAUAUUAAUAAUGAAGAAGUUUAUAUCAACAUGUCAUAACUUGCAUGGGGUUGAAAUUGAAAAUAUGUUUUCAACGAAUUUCUAGAAAUCUUUGCAAUAGAAAAUUGAGAUAUUCUAGUGAAUUAUUUGUACCUUGAGAAGUAUGAAUAAGAUUGGUGCAAAUUAUGAUGGCGCUGUUGGGGGAUAUAAAUGUUUUUAUUUGCCCAACAUCGGUUACGAUAGAAAUUGAGAGAAUUCACGAGGCACUGACCAGAUUAAAUUUAGCCAUUCUGAAAGCUUAUUAUCGUUU
This is a messenger RNA of Phaedon cochleariae (mustard beetle), 2261 nucleotides long. The record is from the annotation of a GenBank genome assembly. NCBI's taxonomy places the organism in Eukaryota, Metazoa, Arthropoda, Insecta, Coleoptera, Chrysomelidae.